AUGGCGAGGUUCCUGCGCCAGUCGGCGCAGCUUGCGCAAGCUGUCAGGAUUGCGCAGCACCCGAUCACACGGAUGCGUUUCCAGCCGUCGAGAAUAGCACGACUUGCCCCGCAGGCACCCCUCGCCGCAUACCGAUCGCAGUUCUAUUCAACAAAUAACAAGCCAGAAUCUCCCAAGAAGAAAAACGAAAAGAAAACUAAGAAAGAGGACGCAGAGGCAGACCAACACAAGAAGCUGGACAAGGAGGCAGACAAAUUUAAGCAGGAGAACGAGGAAGGAAAGAAGCCAGAAGAGGAGACCGACCCCGAAAAGCUUCGCUUGGCCAAGGAGGAGCUUAUACGGAAAGAAUGGCCGCUUCCCAAGAACUGGGUGUACCUGACGGAGGAGGAGCUUGUCAUGCUGAAGACUAUGGCCUAUAACCCAGCUCUACCUGGGUUCCAGAAGGACUUCCUCCUGAAGAGCGUCGAGGAGAUAAGGCUACUGGGAGUCCCCGAGGAAUUGAAGGAGAUUCUGCACUCGCUACAGGACGGCAAAAAGGACAUAAGCUUUCGCGAAAUGGCCAAGCUCAUCCGCGUCUCAGCACAGAUUACGAGCAGAUGCGCCCAAUACGAAGCGAUGACCAAGAUGAGUGAGGAGGAGAAGGCAGCAAUGAAGGAGAUAGAUCAGGCGAAGAAGGAUCACUGGGAAAGCAAGCAGAAGGAGGAGCGGGGCCGAAAGUCUGAGUCGGGCGAGGGCGGUAACGAAGGAUCGGGCAAAAAUAAGUGGCUUUUCGGCAUGUUCAGCACUGGCGAUCUCGUCGUCGCUGCCAUCGUCUGGGCGGUGAUUCUGCCGUUCUUCGAGUCUCUGCUGUGGGGUUCCGAGAAGGAGAUCACUUGGCAGGAGUUGCGCAGGAACUUCCUGGACAAGGGACUCGUCAACAAGCUCGUGGUCAUCAAGACGUCUGGCCGUGUUCGUGUCGAGCUGAAUCGCGAGGGUGUCCAGUCUGUGUACGGCGGCAACGAGGGCGUCAACCCCAACAUGCAGUACUACUUCUCCAUCGGCUCCGUCGAAAUGUUUGAGAAGCAGCUGGAGGACGCCCAGCGGGAGCUGGGUAUCCCGCCUGCAGAGCGCAUCCCGGUGAGCUAUGCCACCGAGGGUGGCAUCAUGCCCUUGGUCUACGCUUUUGGUCCGACCCUCCUCUUGGUUGGUCUCCUGUACUACACCACGAAGCAAAUGGGUGGACGUGGAGGCAACCAGAUGUUUGGAUUCGGUAAGAGCAAGGCUAAGCGUUUCAACCACGAGACAGCAAUCAAGGUCAAGUUCAACGAUGUUGCCGGCAUGGACGAGGCCAAGACGGAGAUUAUGGAGUUUGUCAGCUUCUUGAAGACCCCAGAGCGCUUCGAGAGGUUAGGCGCCAAGAUUCCGCGUGGUGCCAUUCUUUCUGGACCCCCUGGAACUGGUAAGACGCUUCUUGCCAAGGCCACGGCAGGCGAGUCUGGUGUUCCCUUCUUCAGCGUUUCCGGCUCUGAGUUUGUCGAGAUGUUCGUCGGUGUCGGUCCUUCCAGAGUGCGCGACCUCUUCGCCACGGCUCGUAAGAACGCGCCCUGCAUCAUCUUCAUUGACGAAAUCGAUGCCAUUGGUCGCGCGAGACAGGACGGCAACCGCCCGGGCGGCAGUAACGACGAGCGCGAGGCUACCCUCAACCAGAUCCUCACCGAGAUGGACGGUUUCAACACUCAGGAGCAGGUCGUCGUUCUCGCCGGUACCAACAGAGCCGAUAUCCUUGACAAGGCUCUGAUGCGUCCUGGCCGUUUCGACAGACACAUCUACAUUGACCGCCCGACAAUGAAGGGCCGCCAAGAAAUCUUCAAGGUGCAUCUUGCAAAGAUCGUUACCAAGGAGGAGAUGGAGCACUUGACCGGUCGUCUGGCGACUCUCACCCCCGGCUUCUCUGGCGCUGACAUUGCCAACGCCGUCAACGAAGCCGCUCUUGUUGCUGCCCGUGCCAAUGCCGAGUCUGUUGAGAUGAUCCACUUUGAGCAAGCCAUUGAGCGUGUUAUCGGAGGUCUCGAGCGCAAGUCCCUUGUCCUCAACCCCAAGGAGAAGAGAACGGUCGCCUACCACGAGGCCGGCCACGCCAUCUGCGGCUGGUACUUUGAGUUCGCCGAUCCCCUUCUCAAGGUCUCCAUCAUCCCUCGUGGACAGGGCGCUCUGGGUUACGCCCAGUACCUGCCCUCAGGCGAUGCCUACCUGAUGACAGUGCAACAGCUGAUGGACCGUAUGGCCAUGACCCUGGGCGGCCGCAUCUCUGAGGAGCUGCACUUCCCAACCGUCACGACCGGUGCCAGCGACGACUUCCGCAAGGUCACCCAGAUGGCUCGCAAGAUGGUCACCCAGUGGGGCAUGUCGGAGAAGGUCGGCCCGCUGCACUUUGAUGACGACCCAAACACUCUCCAGAAGCCCUUCGCCGAGGCGACGGCGCAGGCCAUCGACGCCGAGGUACACCGCAUCGUGGAGGAGGCGUACAAGCAGUGCCGCGAGCUGCUGACGGAGAAGAAGCACGAGGUCGGUCUCGUCGCGGAGGAGCUCCUGAAGAAGGAGAUGCUCACCCGUGACGAUCUCGUCCGCAUCCUCGGACCGAGACCGUUCGGCGACCACCAGGAGUUUGAGAAGUACUUUGGCGGCCAGGGCCAGAAGAGCGCGCCGCCGCCGCCCCCUCAGGAGACGGAGAACACGGACUCUCCGCCCGAGAACCCGCCCGUCGGCCCCACGCCCACCUUCAAGAGCUUGGAGGACAGCCAGGACAGGUCGAGGAGAUGA
Messenger RNA from Colletotrichum gloeosporioides, 2799 nucleotides. RefSeq names its product Mitochondrial respiratory chain complexes assembly protein YTA12. The transcript is spliced from 2 exons. Gene Ontology annotation, biological process: protein-containing complex assembly; mitochondrial protein processing. NCBI's taxonomy places the organism in Eukaryota, Fungi, Ascomycota, Sordariomycetes, Glomerellales, Glomerellaceae. Bases 1 to 2799 code for a protein of 932 amino acids. The record is from RefSeq and is a predicted model, not a curated record. Gene Ontology annotation, cellular component: membrane; m-AAA complex. Gene Ontology annotation, molecular function: metalloendopeptidase activity; ATP hydrolysis activity; ATP binding.